AUGCCAGACUUGGUAGAACAAUGCCCUCUCCCGGAGCUCGCAGAGGCUCUAGGGCCAUAUAUCAGGUCGCGCGAAGAGGUCAACAAAAUUCGAAGGGGCAUCGAUUCUCUCUUGACUCAAUUUGUCCAUGAUGAAAAUGUUCCUAUAUCCAAGGCAACCUUAUCUGUCGCGGAGACAUCUGCACAGUCUGCAAUCAAUAUUCCGUUCAACGGUGUAAGAAGAGCGUUCAUGCAGGCUCUCAUCGCACGACAAAAAGCACAAUCACAAUACGAUGCUCUGAAAGCAGAACUUGGUCUUCUACAAAGUCCGGUCGACAAACGGGAGACUACUAAGAUGAAAGACAGCCCAGUCGCCGAUACCGUUGCGCUCAUUCGACAGAGACAACGAAGAGACAAACUUCUGGUCAUUGACAAGGCACUGGACAAUCUGGAAAAGGCCAGGCACAGUUCACGAUAUGCGGAUCCAAGCGAGCUUUUGAAUGGUAUGCAAGCUCAGAUACCACCACCUCAUACACAACAAUCUCAGGACGAAUCUUUGGCGGAGGCCCAGUCUCAUAUCUUCGAACUACAGAAAGCCGUGCUGCGCGCGCAGAGCAACAUCCAAUCGAAACCACAUAUCAAUCAUGCUAAAGACACCAAUCUGGAAGACUGGAAGCGGGCAUAUGCCCUUCGACGAGCUCGAGAUGACUUGAUUGCAUGGAUUGAAGGCGAGCUUGCAAAGUUGUCAGAGGACGAAGACCACACGGACCCUGAUCUGGAAAUAACAGCAGAUACCGGAGCAGAGGAGUCUCUGGAAGACAUCAAAACCACCCUGCAGAAUCCCUACGACAAGUACAUCAAUUCGCGACAGCAUUUGCUUCGCGUUCUCAGCCCCGACUCUCAGGCCAAACCAGGCGGCAUCGAACCUGUUCCAGACGGACAACAAUCAGCGAACAGUGACGCGCAGUCGAGCAAUACUGGACUUGCUUCGAGAAUCCUUCCAUUCAUAGAGAUUCUUCGAUCCACUGCACAAGAUGAAGCAGCCUUGAUGCAACACACUUCAUAUCUACGACGACAGGUCACUGCCGUUUCUGCCGAGACAGAGCAAUUGUUGGUUCGCCUUUCGGAUGAGAGUCACAUGGUCAGACCGGGUACAUCGCACACUGCCUCGUGGGCGGAAGCAGCAAAGAAUGCCAGAAUUAGAGAUGCAGACAUUGUCAAUCCUCACUUAGAUAUAGGAGAAACAAGCAUCGGUAGUGUUCGGGAGAUUCUAGCUUCGGCACAAAUGAGCAGGUAA
Aureobasidium subglaciale EXF-2481 is the source of this 1275-nucleotide messenger RNA. RefSeq lists its product as uncharacterized. The record is from RefSeq and is a predicted model, not a curated record. NCBI's taxonomy places the organism in Eukaryota, Fungi, Ascomycota, Dothideomycetes, Dothideales, Saccotheciaceae. Bases 1 to 1275 code for a protein of 424 amino acids. The transcript has a single exon.